Symbiodinium pilosum is the source of this 483-nucleotide messenger RNA. Lineage: Eukaryota; Dinophyceae; Suessiales; Symbiodiniaceae. The record is from the annotation of a GenBank genome assembly.
AUGGCGGUGGUCGGUGCUGGGACAAAGCUUUUUCUGAGUAACUGGGGCGUGGCCAGCGAUCCACAUACGUACAACGCGCUGGGCAUAAAGUACGUUGUCAACUGCUCGAUGGAGCUUCCCUUUGUUGAUGAGAUUGUGGAGACGCAGUGUGCCAGCCCAAGCAGACCACUGGACCCAGAUCUGGAAGGUCCUCUGAUGCAGCAACCCAUCCACGCUGAGCUCCGCGUGAAGCUCACAGGACGGCUCCGCGUGCCAGUGCAGGAUGGCACAGACCAGCGAAUUUGCGACUAUUUCCUGCAGAGUGUACAGUUCCUGCAGCAGGCAGUGGAUUCUGAGUCUGGGCAUAUCCUCAUACAUUGCAAGCAUGGACAAAGCCGCUCUGCCACAGUGAUGGCAGCCUUCAUGCUUCACAUGACAAGGCGGGCGGGUGCACCCAAAAGCACGGAGGAGGUUCUGGCAGAGCUCAAGGCAUGCAGGCCUCGG